Castor canadensis (American beaver) is the source of this 2860-nucleotide messenger RNA. It is a transcript of the gene Clptm1, whose product is annotated as CLPTM1 regulator of GABA type A receptor forward trafficking. Gene Ontology annotation, cellular component: membrane; endomembrane system. The record is from RefSeq and is a predicted model, not a curated record. NCBI's taxonomy places the organism in Eukaryota, Metazoa, Chordata, Mammalia, Rodentia, Castoridae.
GCAGGCUGAAGCAGGCAGGAUGGCAUAGACAACCCACAUAACUGGAAAAGGCGGGCACAUUUAACAGGGAGGAAUGAACAGACCUUGUGGGAAGUGCGUAUGCUGCCAAAGAAAGUCCCGGGACUUCGGAACCUGCAGUUUCAACGAGGUGACCAGCAAUGGCAGCAUCGGGAGGGACCCGCCGGCCGAGACCCAGCCCCAGAACCCAGCACCCCAGCCAGCGCCCAACGCCUGGCAGGUCCUCAAAGGCGUCCUGUUCAGGAUCUUCGUCAUCUGGGCCCUCAGCAGCUGGUUCCGCCGAGGGCCGGCCCCUCAGGACCAGACAGGCCCCGGAGGAGCCCCGCGCGUCGCCAGCCGCAACCUGUUCCCCAAAGACACUUUAAUGAACCUGCACGUGUACAUCUCAGAACACGAGCACUUUACAGACUUCAAUGCCACGUCGGCGCUCUUCUGGGAGCAGCAUGACCUUGUGUAUGGUGACUGGACCAGUGGCGAGAAUGCCGACGGCUGCUAUGAGCACUUCGCUGAGCUGGACAUUCCACAGAGUGUCCAGCAGAACGGCUCUAUCUACAUCCACGUCUACUUCACCAAGAGCGGAUUCCACCCAGAUCCCCGGCAGAAGGCCUUAUAUCGCCGGCUCGCCACGGUCCACAUGUCCCGGAUGAUCAACAAAUACAAGCGCCGGCGAUUUCAGAAGACCAAGAACCUGCUGACAGGAGAGACGGAGGCUGACCCGGAAAUGAUCAAGAGGGCCGAGGACUACGGGCCUGUGGAGGUGAUCUCCCAUUGGCAUCCCAACAUCACCAUCAACAUCGUGGAUGACCACACACCCUGGGUGAAGGGCAGUGUGCCCCCACCCCUGGACCAAUAUGUGAAGUUUGACGCUGUGAGUGGCGACUACUACCCUAUCAUCUACUUCAACGACUACUGGAACCUGCAGAAGGACUACUACCCCAUCAAUGAGAGCCUGGCCAGCCUGCCUCUGCGUGUCUCCUUCUGCCCACUCUCGCUCUGGCGCUGGCAGCUCUAUGCUGCCCAGAGCACUAAGUCGCCCUGGAACUUCCUAGGCGAUGAGCUAUACGAGCAGUCGGAUGAGGAGCAGGACUCAGUGAAGGUUGCUCUCCUGGAAACCAACCCCUACCUGCUGGCGCUCACCAUCAUUGUGUCCAUCGUGCACAGUGUCUUUGAGUUCCUGGCCUUUAAGAAUGAUAUCCAGUUCUGGAACAGCCGGCAGUCCCUGGAGGGGCUGUCUGUGCGCUCUGUCUUCUUCGGCGUUUUCCAGUCCUUUGUGGUCCUCCUCUACAUCCUGGACAACGAGACCAACUUCGUGGUCCAGGUCAGCGUCUUCAUUGGGGUCCUCAUCGACCUCUGGAAGAUCACCAAGGUCAUGGAUGUCCGGCUGGACCGAGAGCACAGAGUGGCAGGAAUCUUCCCCUGCCCAACCUUCAAAGACAAGUCCACAUACAUCGAGUCCUCAACCAAAGUGUAUGACGACAUGGCGUUCCGGUACCUGUCGUGGAUCCUCUUCCCACUCCUGGGCUGCUACGCCGUCUACAGCCUCCUGUACCUGGAGCACAAGGGCUGGUACUCCUGGGUGCUCAGCAUGCUGUACGGCUUCCUGCUGACCUUUGGCUUUAUCACCAUGACACCCCAGCUCUUCAUCAACUACAAGCUCAAGUCCGUGGCCCACUUGCCAUGGCGCAUGCUUACUUACAAGGCCCUCAACACCUUCAUUGAUGACCUGUUUGCCUUCGUCAUUAAGAUGCCUGUCAUGUACCGAAUUGGCUGCCUGCGGGACGAUGUGGUUUUUUUCAUCUACCUCUACCAACGGUGGAUUUACCGCGUCGACCCCACCCGUGUGAAUGAAUUCGGCAUGAGUGGAGAGGGUGCCACAGCAGCUGCGCCGCUGACCCCGGCCCCCACGCCCACCACGGCCACCGCUGGUACCAGGGAAGAGGCCUCCACGUCCCUGUCCGCCAAGCCCACCCUGGGGCACGAGCCCCAGGAUGCCCCUCCAAAGCCAGCAGAGGACAAGAAGAAGGAUUAGCCCUCUGGUCCUCGUCCACUCCGGCUCCUGUGACCACCGUCCCACCUCCCCGGCCCCUCGCCUCUCCUCCCUGUCGCCCUUUCCCUGGACAGAUCAGGCCGGGCCAGCGGGAGGCCCCCUCAGGCCAGGGCCCAGCACGAGAGGUGGGGCUGCGGAGGCCAGGGCUCGUUGUGUGCGGAGGCACCGUCUGUCUGUCUGUCUGUCCUGUGUGUUUCCAGCCUUCGCCCUGCCAGCCCAGCACAUCGGGAAUCAUGGGAAAGCCAACACGGCACUGCCGAGGGUGGGCCAGGCGGGGAGGGGCCCUGGCCCUCCGCGGGCCACCUGCGAUCAUCCAUCGUCUCGUUCCUCGUCCCCACCAUCCCUCCUCCCAGACCGCCGCCCUUUAACACAGUCUGGAUUUAAUAAAUUCAUAUGGGUGUUUAACUUAAACUCAACCACCGCCCUCCUCCUCCUCCUUCCUGCCGCCCUGCAGAGCCUUCUGCAGGUGGCUCUCCUGGCUGCAGUAUGGAGGCCUGUGUGUACAGGAUGCAGAAUGGUGGACUCAGUGACCACCCAGUGAGAGCCCUGGCCUCUGGUCCCCCUGUGGUCCCCAGGAAGCUGACUCCAGUUGGCUACACCAAUACUCUGGGAGCCUUGUGUGUGCCCAGCAUGCGUCUGACACCAUGCUUCCAGGCAGGGCCCAGAGCACUGGUCAGUCAGGCCUGCACUGCCUGGUGGGCAGCAUCCUCCCCAGGCCUCAGUCUGCAGCGGGAACGCAGUGACACCCCAUAGGUAGCCCUGGCACUGAGAACCCAGCUGAGCUGUCAGUCCUUG